AUGGGGGAGGGUUCUGAGGGGCGGGCCGCCGGGGCGCAAAACCCUAGCUUCGAGGCGGAGGAGGAAGAGGCGCGGCGAGUCAAGGAGGAGCUCGCCGACGACCUCAACGGCGACCCUGCGGAGGAGGAGGACGAAGACGAGGAGGUGGUAGUUGAGGAGGAGGAGGAUGAGGUGGUCGUCCCGUCCGACGACGAGGAGGGGGACGACAGCUUCGUCCCGCGCACGCUGGAGGAGGCCCUCGUGCCUCGGGUGGGCACGGUGUUCGAUUCCGUGGACGAGGCCUUCGCGCUCUACAAGGCCUACGCCUACCGCACUGGGUUCCACGCUGUGCGCCGCACCUUCCACAACUACGAGGGGCUCCGCUACCGCUCAACCUUCACCUGCACCCACGGCGGCAAGCCCCGGGCGGGCACCGCCCCCUCUGACAACCCAGGCGCCCGCUACACGCUCCGGAACAAGCAGGGGGCGUCCGCCCAGGAGAAGAAGGCUCGGCGUGGUACCGCCGAGAAGAUGGGAUGCAAGGCGAUGCUGAUCAUCCGUGACAAGCGAGUGGACGAUAGGUGGAAGGUGGAGUCUGUGGACUUGGAGCAUAACCAUCCUUGCACUCCUGAUAUGGUGAGGUUUUUGAAGGCGUAUAGGGAGAUGCCCGAGUCAGCCAAGAAGAAGGCCAAGAUUACUGAUGAAAUGGAUGAGAUGGUGGAGAAGUCACUGAGCGAGAUUGCUGAAACCAGGAAGUUCCCGACACGGCCCAAGAGGGGUGCUGGCGGUGGAGCUUGUGUUGGAAGCCAGAGGUUUAGUAGGACCGAGAGUUUUGUGCAGUGGUUUGUGGAGGAUGACCUCAUUGCACUCAAGAAGUUCAUUGAAACGACACAGCGCAAUAAACCAAACUUCAUCCACAGCUGGGAUCUUGAUCAGGAAAGUCGCCUGAAGAAUUUCUUCUGGGCUGAUUCAAGGGCCCAGGCACAAUAUCACUACUUUGGUGAUGUCAUUAUACUUGACGUUAUGUAUUUACAGCACUCUCGCGCCAGCCUCCCACUGGCCACACUCCUUGGGGUGAACAACCAUGGCCACCUUGUGCUACUUGGCUGCGGUCUACUCUCCAGUGACAGCAAGGAGAACUAUGUUUGGUUGUUGAAGAGAUGGUUGAGCUGUAUGAAUGGCAAGCUCCCAGAGGCGAUCACCACCAGCUAUUUGGAUGUCGUUGCAGAGGCCGUGGCUGAGGUGUUUCCAAAUGCAAGGCACCGAUUCUGCUUUUGGAAUAUCUUGAAGAAGCUCCUAGAAAAUGUGGGGCGUACUCUUGAGAAAGAGGCAAUUUCUUCAAGAUUCAAGGAGGUUGUUUAUGAUAGCGUCACUCUUACUGACUUUGAGAAAGAGUGGGUAGCAAUGGUUGAUCAGUACAAGCUCAAAGACAAAGAUUGGUUCUCUGCUCUGUACAGUUAUCGGAAACAGUGGGCUCCUGGGUAUGUCAAUCAUUCAUUCUGGGCUGGUACAUCUGCUAUCAGGAAGGUUGAAAAGCCAGAUCCAUACUUCGAUGGUGUUGUAACAACUAAAACUACCCUACCGGUUUUCCUGAGCAAUACGAGGCUACUCAGAAGGGGAAAUUGGAAAGGGAGGCGUAUGAUGAUUUGCGCUCCUAUUAUUCUAGACUCACUUUGCUGUCGGGAUUGCCCUUUGAGGAGCAACUUGUGGAGCUCUACACGGUAA
Messenger RNA from Phragmites australis (common reed), 1704 nucleotides. Its product is annotated as protein FAR1-RELATED SEQUENCE 8-like. The transcript has a single exon. The record is from RefSeq and is a predicted model, not a curated record. Lineage: Eukaryota; Viridiplantae; Streptophyta; Magnoliopsida; Poales; Poaceae. The coding region runs from base 1 to 1704 and encodes 567 amino acids. Gene Ontology annotation, biological process: regulation of DNA-templated transcription.